Messenger RNA from Panonychus citri (citrus red mite), 3414 nucleotides. Its product is annotated as potassium voltage-gated channel subfamily A member 2-like. Lineage: Eukaryota; Metazoa; Arthropoda; Arachnida; Trombidiformes; Tetranychidae. The transcript has 5 exons. Gene Ontology annotation, cellular component: membrane; voltage-gated potassium channel complex. Gene Ontology annotation, biological process: protein homooligomerization; potassium ion transmembrane transport. Gene Ontology annotation, molecular function: protein binding; delayed rectifier potassium channel activity. Bases 402 to 2243 code for a protein of 613 amino acids. The record is from RefSeq and is a predicted model, not a curated record.
UUUCUUUUUCUCUCUCAGUCUCUCUUCCUCCAUGAAAAGUUCAUAGGGAAAAGUAAUGAUGAUGAUGGAGGUAAGAUGAGAAAGAGAAAGAUGAUUAAAAUAAGAUUAGAGGAUAAGGAUGAAGAUGAAGAUGAAGAUAGGGGAAUGUAGGGAAAUAUAUUUGGGGAUAAGAAGGUUAAGUUUUAUGAAGAAGGAGAGAGAGAGAAAGAAAAAAACAAGAAGACAAAUAUAUCCCUGAAGAAGAUGAGGAUGAUAAAAGGGAAGAAGAUGAAAAAAGAUGAUGAGGAAAAGGGAAAGAUUAUGAUGACAAAGUAAAGGAAAGAUGGAAAAGCUUUGAGUUUAUCAUUGAAAUUAGAACAUGAAAUUGAUUGUCUACAAGUUAUGAUUCUUAUUAAAGUGCUAUGGUCUUUAGAUCAUUGCAACAAUCGGAACAAGACACUGAAUCUCAUUUUCAGCUUACAAGUUCAUCUGCCAAUGAGUUUACCCGUUUAUCGGUUUCAACGUCACGAAAAUAUCAACACCAACAAGCAUCUGAACAAGAGCUACAACAGCAACAACAACAAUCCCAUGAUUAUCAUCAUCACCAUCAAUCACAACAAUCAACAACCCAAAAUCAACCUCAACAACAACAAUCAUCAUCAUCAUCUUCUCAGCACAAUAAACAACAAAAAUCUAACCUUGGAUCAUCAUCCGAAUCAAAUGUCCCCUCACUUGAUAAUUCAUCUAAAUGUGACAUAUCUCUUGCGUUGCCUUUUCGUUUUGAACCUUUGGACCACGAUCAUCACCUUUGUGAAAGGGUUGUCAUCAAUGUGAGCGGCCUUCGUUUCGAAACACAAUUAAGGACUCUCCACUCUUUUCCAGAUACUCUGCUAGGUGAUCCCAACCGCCGAAUGAGGUUCUAUGAUCCAAAUCGAAAUGAGUAUUUCUUUGAUCGAAGUCGAACUUGUUUUGAUGCCAUUUUGUACUUUUACCAAAGCGGUGGUCGGCUUCGACGACCAGCGAAUGUGCCAUUAGACGUUUUCGUGGAAGAGGUUCGUUUCUUUGAGCUUGGUGAUGCUGCUUUUAACAAGUUCCGUGAAGAUGAAGGUUAUGUUAAAGAAGAGGAAAAACCUUUACCAAUCAAUGAACUUCAGCGUAAAGUUUGGCUUCUCUUUGAGUACCCUGAAAGCUCACAAGCAGCCAGGGUGGUUGCGAUAACCUCAGUUGCCGUUAUAUUACUUUCCAUUGUGAUCUUUUGCUUAGAAACCCUUCCCGAGUUUAAACAUUAUAAAAUAUUUCGAACUGCAAACAACAUGACCCGAGUAAUUGAAGAUGAAGUUCCCUCGGUAAAUGAACCUUUUUUCAUCAUUGAAACUCUCUGUAUAAUUUGGUUCUCAGUUGAAUUAUCGGUUCGAUUUCUGUCCUGUCCGUCGAAAAUUGCUUUCAUUAAAGAUAUAAUGAAUUCAAUUGAUCUGAUGGCGAUUAUCCCAUACUUCAUCACAUUGGCCACCGUUUUUGGCGAUAAAGAGCAAGAUAGCGUUAAAUUUGUCAGCGAAAAGCAAAAUCAGGCCAUGUCACUGGCCAUUCUUAGGGUUAUCCGUUUAGUUCGUGUUUUCCGUAUAUUUAAAUUAUCCCGUCACUCUAAAGGUUUACAAAUUCUUGGUAUGACCUUGCGAGCAUCUCUCCGUGAACUUGGACUAUUAAUGUUUUUCCUUUUCAUUGGAGUUAUCCUUUUCUCUUCAGCGGUCUAUUAUGCCGAAGCGGAUUCCGAAAGGUCAUAUUUUAAGUCAAUACCUGACGCCUUUUGGUGGGCCGUUGUCACCAUGACCACCGUUGGCUAUGGUGACAUGAGACCUAUCGGUGUAAUGGGUAAAGUUGUCGGUUCUCUUUGUGCCAUUGCCGGUGUAUUAACCAUUGCGCUUCCAGUUCCCGUUAUCGUUUCUAAUUUUAACUACUUUUACCAUCGAGAAACUGACCAAGAAGACCUACAGUCCAAUAAUUUGGACCAUGUGGGCAGUUGUCCAUUUCUUCCAGCCAAUCUUGGUGAAACCCGACUACGUUAUACAUCCUAUUCUGAUCUCAAGUUAAACUGUUACACCGGUGAAAAUGGUCAGCAAAUAACUCGACCACCACGCCGACAUCAGGCCAAAUAUGGUUCAAGUGUCGGUGGAAUAGCAACUUUAGCUACAUCAAGUGGAACUGUUCCUAUCAAUACAAAUCAAUCGAGAAAAGGUCAAAUUUCCGUUAUGUCAACACAAUUAUGAUCCAAAUGGAAACUGUGAACAACUGAAAACCCCCCUGAUCAUCAUGUUAAUUCAAUCCACUCUAAGGAAAGGCGGUGGGGUGGGUUCAUUUUCACUUUCAUUUUUUUUACUUGUAAGACUUUUUUCCCUACAGUAAGAAUCGAGUCUUUGAAAUAACCUCUUCCACCUCAUGAUUGGUAUUCAUAUGUUACAUAUGAAUCUCACACUGAGUCUCUCCUCGUAUUAUAUUAUUUGAGUGAGAAUUUGUCCCUCUCUCACUUUCCACCAUCUCCAAGCUUCAUCCUCUUCAUCCUCAUCAUCAUGUUCAUCUUCAUGUUCAUCUUCAUCUUCAUCUUCACCACCAUCCAAAGUGUGCAUAGAGUACAUAGUUAAUUGUAAAAACAAAAGCGAAGCAAAAAAACAGUUCAUCUCUCAUAGACAAACAAAAUAUUCAGUUUCUUGCUCAUGAUAAUUAAUAAAAUGCUGAAUCAGUUGACAAGAAUGAUGAAUAACUGAACUGAAUUAACAUGAAAACCUUUUUUCUUUCUCAUCUAAUCAAAUUAACUAACCAUGAUUCAGAAAUGAAUGAAAAAACGAUAUUCAUUCUCGAUAGAUGGCAACACAAGACCACAGUUUCAAUUCAUGACAUGAAACAAUUAACAAGGGAAAAAGAAACUUGUUAAUCUCGAUUUGUUUGGAUUAACCUUGGAAAUUGAUGGAUUUUUACAAAGUCAAAAUCGAUUGUAACAAUUUGCUAAUCACAAUUAAAUUCACUAAUCACAUACUCAUGGAUAAUAAUAAUCAAGGAUUUUAAUGAGAUAAUUUCUUAUAUAUAUUUAUCGUUUUUCAACAACUCGAAACAAAACUUUUCUCACCAAGUUAUUUGAUCGUAAAUGUCAAUAUAAUAUAAUAAUUAUUACAUAUCAACCUGAUAUUAUUAUUGUCAACUCUUCCUGUCAACAUACUCAAGACACAAAAACUUAAUUGUAAUCGCGUUGAUUGAAAACAAGUUAAUUGUAAUCAUUUGAUCAACAGUCAUGUAUUUUUUGAAACAUGUCAAACCCAAAAUUGUAAAUUGAUUAACUUAAUUGUACAAAUGACAAUGACAACAAUAACAAAUCAACAGCCUAAUGAACAAAAUAUCAUAUCAUUUGAGAUGAGAAAAUAAACAAAAUUAAACAGAAAAGUUUAA